This is a messenger RNA of Neoarthrinium moseri, 1062 nucleotides long. RefSeq lists its product as uncharacterized. Bases 1 to 1062 code for a protein of 353 amino acids. Lineage: Eukaryota; Fungi; Ascomycota; Sordariomycetes; Amphisphaeriales; Apiosporaceae. The transcript is spliced from 2 exons. The record is from RefSeq and is a predicted model, not a curated record.
AUGUCUGUCUUGUCUCCAUUUACUCCAAUCAAUAUCAAGGAACCUUCAUAUCAGACGUUUAGAGGCAAGGGCGACCGCUCUAACACGCCGCCUCCAGCACCCAAGACUUCUGCCCACUAUCCAGCAGACCUGCGCCCUACUAUUCUGACUGCUCAGAAACACCCCGAUGCUGUUGAAGUCGUGAAACAGGUCAAUGAAUUCUUCCUCCAGAACUGGCCAUUCAGGACGGAGAAGCAUCGGAGACGUUUUGUCGAUGAAGGUUUCGCCUGGUUCGUGUGUCUUAAUUGCCCCUUAUCGCUGGAUGAGAGAAUGCACUGGGGCUGCCGGCUCCUUACCAUUGGAUUCCUGAUUGAUGACCUUCUCGACUCAAUGUCGGUUCAAGAGGGAGUUGCCUACAAUUCCAAGGUCAUUGAAUGCGCCCGGGGAAGCAUACUUCCCGACCGCGAUGUGCCGGGCCAGUGGAUCAUGUACGAUCUCUUCGAGGGAAUGAGAGCCGUCGACAAGCAACUGGCAGACGAGCUCCUGGCACCGACCAUAGACUUCCUAUGGGCGCAGGUGGACGGAAACCGAAUCAAGCCAAUGACCCUGAACGAAUACUUUGACUAUCGCGACGCCGACCUUGGCAAAGGGUUGCUGACGGGAAUCAUGCGCUUCUGCGCGGGCCUGUACAUGACGGCAGAAGAGCUCGCACUCGUGAAGGACAUUGAGAAGAACGCCAUGAAACACAUAACGUUCGUCAACGACAUCUGCAGCUUCGAGAAAGAGGAGCUUGCCGCCCAGAACGGGUUCGAACUUGGGGCGCUCUGCUCCUCGGUGCCUAUCGUCAUGGACAUGUACGGCGUGAACAGGGAGAAUGCCAUACGCAUCAUGUGGGAGACGGUCCGGGUCUGGGAGGUGCAACAUUUCGAGAUGGUAGAGGAGAUCCGGAGGCAGAAUCCGAGCCCGGCCCUGGCCUUCUACUGCAAAGGUCUGGAGCGGCAGACGGCUGGAAACGAGCUGUGGAGUCUCCUGACACCGCGCUACAACAGGUCCGGGUCCGUGGCUUUUACUGAAGGUCGUUGA